Molecule: messenger RNA, 697 nt
Organism: Prorocentrum cordatum
Lineage: Eukaryota; Dinophyceae; Prorocentrales; Prorocentraceae
Source: the annotation of a GenBank genome assembly
GAGCGAUGGCACGGCCGUGGCCUGCGGCUCGGGCGAGGUCGGCUGGGGCGAGCUCCCGGCGCUGGGCGCGGGCCAGACCUACGUCCAAGCUGCCGCUGGAGAUGCCCACACCGUCCUGCUCAGGAGCGACGGCACGGCCGUGGCCUGCGGCUACAACUGGGCCGGCCAGUGCGAUCUUCCUGCGCUCGGCGUGGGUCAGAGCUACAUUCAAGCUGCCGCUGGAGAUGCCCACAGUGUCCUGCUCAGGAGCGACGGCACGGCCGUCGCCUGCGGCUACAAGGGUGACAGCCGGUGUGCCCUCCCAGCCUUGGGCGCAGGCCAGGCCUACAUCGAAGUGGCCGCCGGAGCCGCCCACACCGUCCUGCUCAGGAGCGACGGCGCUGCCGUGGCCUGCGGCCAGAAUGGCGCUGGCGAGUGCAGCAGCCCAGCUUUGGGCGCAGGACGGAGCUACACCCGAGUUUCCGCUGGAUUCUGCCACACCGUGCUGCUCAGGAGCGACGGCACGGCCGUGGCCUGCGGCUGCAGAAAUGACGGCCGGUGCGAGAUCCCAGCUUUGGGCGCAGGUCUGAGCUACACCCAGGUGGCCGCCGGAAGUGCGACCUUCCGGUGCUGGACGCCGGCCUGGCGUACACGGCUCACAUUUUGCCAACGCUGCUCUUCCAGGUGUCCCUGGACGGCGACGCGCUGCGCUUCGUGA